AUGGCCGACAAGGAGGAGAAGCCCAAUAUCUACUCGAACUGCGACGAACGUCUCCUCAUCUCGGGCAUCCUCUCCGAUGUCAAGGUGAUAUGCGGCGACAAAACGUGGAAUCUCCACAAGACAAUCAUCUGCAUUCGCUGCCCCUACUUCGAGAAGCCUUUAUGGGCAAUUAUGAUGUGA
This is a messenger RNA of Anthostomella pinea, 180 nucleotides long. Lineage: Eukaryota; Fungi; Ascomycota; Sordariomycetes; Xylariales; Xylariaceae. The record is from the annotation of a GenBank genome assembly.